Messenger RNA from Ooceraea biroi (clonal raider ant), 1651 nucleotides. RefSeq names its product forkhead box protein J1. Gene Ontology annotation, biological process: regulation of transcription by RNA polymerase II; cell differentiation; anatomical structure morphogenesis. The record is from RefSeq and is a predicted model, not a curated record. Gene Ontology annotation, molecular function: DNA-binding transcription factor activity, RNA polymerase II-specific; RNA polymerase II cis-regulatory region sequence-specific DNA binding. Lineage: Eukaryota; Metazoa; Arthropoda; Insecta; Hymenoptera; Formicidae.
AAAUCAGAAGCAUUUUUGGCUUUAUGAUAAAUAUGACUUUUUAACAUCUUCUCCGAAGUACACACGUACGUGUCUUUACAUUGAUCGCGAACAAGUCCGAGACUAGGAAGAUGCUUCCGAGAAACUAUUCGCCUUUGGUAUAAUUACCACAACACUGUUUAGAUAUUGGCGCGGUUAUACUACCGACGCGGGUGUUGAAACAGCAUAUGUGUAAACAGCAAUAAAACAUGUAGUGCGGUCCCGGAUAGGUAAUCUCCUCCCCACGAGAGAAUAAACGGGAGUUCCCUCGAACCAGGAUGGAAGACGACGAUGGGCGGAGUUGUGCCAACCUCUAAAUCCUCGUAUCAAAUUAAACAUCCUUCGUUGGAGAACUGGAUGCACCGAAGUUUCGACGAGUCUGUGUCCUAAUCGACGGAGUACCAUCGUAUCCGCUACCUCAUUCGGAUGAUUAUAUCAGUGUAAAUCGUGAUCCUGCCUUAUACCUCAAACGGAGGAACUUCGUAAUAAUACUUGGCAGUAUGAAGAACGUGACAACUUUAACGCAAUUUUAAUUUUGUGAUCUGGAUUACGUACGUAGUGUCUGGCGUGGAUUCUCGAUAAGCGUGCCAUCGCGAAAAAGGACCACGCAAUUACAAGGAAUUACGCAAUUUUUCCAGUUUCUAGCCAUCAAAGUUAUUCUGCAAAACGUAUAACGACGCGUAGUCUUCCUACUCUGGAUGUUCAAAAAAAUUCUCGAUGCAGCCGAACGGUAAUCUCCAAGUACAAAGAGUCUUUGAAGAUGCGAAGAAUCAGGCGUACGAUGUACAUCGACGCGAUGAGUCUUGGUGCGUUUUCUCGAUUGAGAAAAUAUUCCCUGAGGCGUGCACAGUGAGACACGUCUGCGGAUUCACAACCGUUCCGGAAAUGUUGCGAGCUAGCGUUUCCUGGCCGACUUUAUGUCAAGCGUCGCUUUCCUGGCCGAUACCAGCGAUCGGUUACAAGACUAUACCGCACUACGAGAAGCCUCCGUAUUCGUACAUUGCCCUGAUAGCGAUGGCCAUCAAUUCGUCGCCGAAACGACGAUUGACGCUCUCCGGAAUUUACAAGUUCAUCAUGGACAAGUUUCCUUACUACAGGGAGAAUCGGCAGGGUUGGCAAAACAGCAUAAGACAUAAUCUCAGUCUGAACGACUGCUUCGUGAAGAUCCCACGGGACAAGACGAGCGUGGAUCACGAAGAGGAUCACACGGCAGGGAAAGGCAGUUACUGGACGUUGGAUCCAUCCGCCAGCGAGAUGUUCGAACAAGGCAAUUACAGGCGUAGAAGAACGAAGCGACAACGAGCUUUCGCUCAUAGGAAGCAGAAGCCUGCGGAAAUACCGGUGCCAACCGAAUUUUUAUCCAAUUUGACAAAGUACCAAGGGAAAUUUCAGAAACAAUGCAAAUUUAAUGAAAUCAAUGGAGAAAACGUCGCUGUGAGGGAUACUGAAACUGUAUACACGGAUUCUUCAGGAGACAUUACUAAAACUAUGAUGUUUAGCAUCGAUAACAUUUUACGAAAAUCUACGCGAGAUUCGAAAAUAUAAGUCUAUACAUAGCUCUUAUUGAAAUUAUUUUCAUAACUUUGAUAUACUAUUAAUAUAAAUUGAUAUAGUAUUAAUCAGUGAUAUUAAA